Molecule: messenger RNA, 2746 nt
Organism: Neogale vison (American mink)
Lineage: Eukaryota; Metazoa; Chordata; Mammalia; Carnivora; Mustelidae
Gene: ACSS1
Product: acyl-CoA synthetase short chain family member 1
Exons: 14
Coding region: 16-2043 (675 amino acids)
Cellular component (GO): mitochondrion
Molecular function (GO): AMP binding; acetyl-CoA synthetase activity
Source: RefSeq, a predicted model, not a curated record
AGGGCUUCUGGCGAGAUGGCGGUGUGUGGCCUGGGCCACUGCGCGCGGCGGCUCUUGGGCAGCCUGUGCGGGCGCUCGGUGCAGUCGGUGCCACAGCUGCGCGGGGUGAGAGCCGCCUCCGGGGCUGCGGGGCAGCCAGGCUCGUACCAGGCGCAGAGCGCACAGGCGGCCCGGGAUCCCGCCGCUUUCUGGGGGCCGCUGGCUCGGGACACGCUGGUGUGGGACACCCCCUACCACACCGUCUGGGACUGUGAUUUCAGCAGCGGGAAGAUCGGCUGGUUUCUAGGAGGCCAGUUAAACGUGUCUGUCAAUUGCUUGGAUCAGCAUGUUCAGAAGUGCCCGGAGAGCGUCGCAUUGAUCUGGGAGCGGGAUGAGCCUGGAACUGAAGUGAGGAUCACAUACAGGGAACUGCUGGAGACCACGUGUCGCCUGGCAAAUAUGCUGAAGAGACAUGGCAUCUGUCGAGGGGACCGUGUGGCCAUCUACAUGCCUGUUUCCCCACUGGCUGUGGCCGCAAUGCUGGCCUGUGCCAGGAUUGGAGCUGUCCACACCGUGGUCUUUGCUGGCUUCAGUGCAGAGUCCCUGGCUGGGAGGAUCAAUGAUGCCAAGUGCAAGGUAAUCAUCACCUUCAACCAAGGACUUCGGGGAGGGCGUGUGGUGGAGCUGAAGAAGAUCGUGGAUGAAGCUGUGAAGCACUGCCCAACCAUCCAGCAUGUCCUGGUGGCUCACAGGACAGACAACAAGGUCCACAUGGGUCAUCGGGACAUCCCCCUUGAGCAGGAAAUGGCCAAGGAGGACCCUGUGUGUGCCCCAGAGAGCAUGGGCAGUGAGGACAUGCUCUUCUUGCUGUACACUUCGGGGAGCACUGGGACCCCCAAGGGACUCGUCCACACUCAGGCGGGCUACCUGCUGUAUGCCGCCCUGACACACCGGCUUGUGUUUGACUACCGGCCAGGUGACGUCUUUGGCUGUGUGGCCGACAUUGGCUGGAUCACAGGACACAGCUAUGUGGUGUACGGACCCCUGUGCAAUGGAGCAACCAGCGUCCUUUUUGAGAGUACCCCGGUUUACCCUGAUGCUGGUCGAUACUGGGAGACGGUGCAGAGGUUAAAGAUCAAUCAAUUCUAUGGGGCCCCAACGGCUGUCCGGCUGUUGUUGAAAUACGGCGACUCCUGGGUGAAGAAGUAUGACCGCUCUUCCCUGAGGACCCUGGGGUCAGUGGGAGAACCGAUCAACUUUGAGGCUUGGGAGUGGCUCCACAAGGUGGUGGGGGACAGCAGAUGCACGCUGGUGGACACGUGGUGGCAGACAGAAACGGGUGGCAUCUGCAUUGCGCCACGGCCCUCAGAAGAAGGAGCAGAGAUCCUCCCUGGCAUGGCAAUGAGGCCCUUUUUUGGCAUUGUCCCAGUGCUCAUGGACGAGAAGGGAAAAGUCGUGGAGGGUGGUAAUGUCUCUGGGGCUCUGUGCCUGUCCCGGGCCUGGCCAGGCAUGGCAAGAACCAUCUAUGGAGACCACAAGAGAUUCAUGGAGGCCUACUUCAAGCCUUACCCAGGCCACUACUUCACUGGUGAUGGGGCGUACCGGACAGAAGGCGGCUACUACCAGAUCACGGGGCGGAUGGACGACGUCAUCAACAUCAGCGGCCACAGGCUGGGGACUGCAGAGAUCGAGGACGCGAUGUCUAACCAUCCUGCUGUGCCAGAGACCGCUGUCAUUGGCUAUCCCCAUGACAUCAAAGGAGAAGUUGCAUUUGCCUUCAUCGUGUUGAAGGAUGACACAGGUGACACAGACGCCGUGUUGAAGGAGCUCAGAUCUGCAGUGGCCACCAAGAUCGCCAAGUACGCCGUGCCCGAUCAGAUUCUGGUAGUGAAGCGUCUUCCAAAAACUCGGUCUGGAAAAGUCAUGCGGAGGCUCCUGAGGAAGAUAAUCACAGGCAGAACUCAGGAUCUGGGGGACACGACCACCCUGGAGGACCCCAGUGUCAUCACAGAAAUCCUGAGUUCCUACCAGAAGUACAAAGACAAGCAAGCUGCCUCUCAGUGAUGGCCUCUAAUCAAGACCCAGCCUAUACCCUUAACUGUCCUUCUAGAAUGUAGUUCUCAGAUUUGCUCAUUUCCUACUAUCUCAGAAGCAGUCCUCUCCCAGAGCAUAACCCAUACUUCCCCAGUGUGAAGUCUGUGCUAAGCCCUGCCUUCUUACUGCUGAGAACCUAUGAAGAGGUACUAUGAGACAUGCUUAGCUUUUGUUUCCCCUUGUCCUGGAUUUGGUUUCCUGGAAUGAAAAUCACUGUCAUCUCCAUUUCUGUGUACCUCCUGGCAGCACAGGAAGGGGAAAAGCCUGGUAACAUGUGCCUGCUCAGAUGACUGAGAACUAGAAGCAACCAAUGUUUUUUCCCCCAGAUGCUUCUAGAUACAAAAGGCAGAAAUUUUAUUUUUAUACUUUUAUAUUUUGGAAGAAUGUACAAAUACACACAUGUAGUAUGUGGAUUUACAUGAACAUGCUCUUUGUAACAUUUAGAAUUGUGAGAAUCUUUUGUGCCUCUGCUCAUGAGAAAAUAUGAAGAUGGUCAGAGGGUACAUUUUUAAUGUUUGGCAUAUUGGGGAAUCCAUAUUGGAAAUGUUUAUACCUCUGUCUAAAUAUAGCUAUCUUGAGAACUUUCAAGCUUGUAGCAUCCUUUUUUUGUGGGGGAGCAUAUAUUUCUAUUUCCCUUGGUUUAUGUAUAAUAAAAUCUAACUCUUAAAAUUGA